ACCUUUAUGUAAGAUCAAGCUACUCGCACAAACUCCGAUUCCCUCCCAGAUUCCUUCCUCCAACAUCCGCAGUGAACCCAACCCGCCUGCGAGGGCAUCUCAACAUCCCGUCGAGAAGAGAAGACAUUCCACCAUGCCUUCGAAACUCAAUAACAUGAAUCAACGCUUUUGUCGCGGCCUCCAUUGAGGUUCGACCGAGUAUCCAUCCUUGGUAAAGGAUUUUACUAGUCGCAACAGAGGAUGGCCUGCGUCGGAUCAGUCACUACAAUAGACUUUCUGUCCGGAGAGGGAACAGAGACGAAUAUGGCGGAGGCUACGCAGACGACUGUUUCUAGGAGAUCGACAAGGCUUUUCGUGAAGGAUCAGGACAGUGCUGAAGUUGGAACAGCUGGGAUAGCGUACGAGUCGCGAUAUGGCUCGAGUAGUGAUGAGAAGGAGAAGGAGAAGGAGAAGGAAAGGCCUGCCAGGGAGACAGGGCCUCCUUCAGGCAAUGUUGAUGCUCGACUGGUCCCAAUAGUAGAUCUCGGGAUCGAUCUAUCCGGGAUGUUUCCCACAACUGCGGAAGACAUGGGCAAACAGGUCACGAAAAGCAUCCAAGCAGCAAAGGCAUCAAACAAGUCAAAGGUUGAUGGCCGGCCCGUCAACUUUGGCAUCGUUCUCCCUGAUAUGAUUUAUCGCAGCAGCUUCCCCAUGACGGAAGACUUCCAGUACCUCGGGACUCUUGGCUUGAAGACCAUAGUCUCCCUCGUUGAUAAGGACUUCCCCGCCGACUUCAAAGCUUUCAUGAAAGCCAAUGGAAUACGUCAUUGUGUCAUUGAAAUGCAAGGAACAAAGAAAGUCCAGAUCCCAGAUGCAGUCAUGAACUCUAUCAUGGAUGUUGUCCUCAACAAGGAAAACCAUCCAUUACUUAUUCAUUGCAAUCAUGGCAAGCAUCGCACUGGUUGUGCAGCAGCUGUCAUACGCCAUAUUGCUGGCUGGAAUGUUGAUCAAAUCGUGCAAGAGUACCAAGGCUUCGCAGAGCCCAAAAUUCGUGAAUGCGACAUCAAGUAUAUCACCGAAUAUAAGGUUUCAAAGCUGGUAGAUUUCUUCAGCAGGAAGAUAAGAACAAGACGCAGCUCUGUCCUUACCAGUUCCAGGAUGCAGAAGCUGCUCGUGGCUAGUGCUGCAGCUGUCGCAGUUUGGAUUGCCACGGGAUUACUUUGGGGAGAGAGGGUACUAUAACAGGGUUUUUUAAUAGGUCAUCGGCAUGAGCCAAAGCUCUGGUGUUUUGGAGUUGGGUAGAACGUGAUCGGUAAUGCAGAGCGCAAAGGCCAGACACGGAUAGGGAGUUUACGGAACCUGCAUGUUGCAUUGGCAAGCAAAUGCGUCUCUUAGAGACAGACAAGAUAAUCGUGUGGUUUAUAUUGUACAGGUAGUCUUUGUCCACAUUACUCUCUGUGGACCUAUAUUUUUGCCUCUAUAUGUUGUACAACGAUAU
Messenger RNA from Amorphotheca resinae ATCC 22711, 1477 nucleotides. RefSeq lists its product as hypothetical. The transcript is spliced from 4 exons. The coding region runs from base 304 to 1221 and encodes 305 amino acids. Gene Ontology annotation, biological process: dephosphorylation. Gene Ontology annotation, molecular function: phosphatase activity; inositol diphosphate tetrakisphosphate diphosphatase activity. The record is from RefSeq and is a predicted model, not a curated record. Gene Ontology annotation, cellular component: cytoplasm. NCBI's taxonomy places the organism in Eukaryota, Fungi, Ascomycota, Leotiomycetes, Helotiales, Amorphothecaceae.